Molecule: messenger RNA, 1340 nt
Organism: Ipomoea nil (Japanese morning glory)
Lineage: Eukaryota; Viridiplantae; Streptophyta; Magnoliopsida; Solanales; Convolvulaceae
Product: transcription factor MYB80
Exons: 4
Coding region: 88-1128 (346 amino acids)
Source: RefSeq, a predicted model, not a curated record
GAAACCUUAACUGUCGAAACACAGAUCAGAUCUGUCAUCUGUGUGACCAUACUGAUCCAUCAAGAAAUUUAAGCGUGCUACAUAAUAAUGGGGAGAAUUCCUUGCUGCGAGAAGGAGAAUGUGAAGAGAGGACAGUGGACUCCUGAAGAAGAUCACAAGCUUUCUUCUUACAUUGCUCAACAUGGAACACGUAACUGGCGCCUCAUUCCCAAACACGCUGGUUUACAGAGAUGCGGCAAGAGCUGCAGGCUAAGGUGGACAAACUACCUCCGACCAGACCUUAAACAUGGCCAAUUCUCUGAGGCUGAAGAGCAGACUAUCGUCACCCUCCAUUCUGUUCUUGGAAAUCGAUGGUCUGUGAUUGCGGCGCAGCUGCCGGGAAGAACGGACAAUGACGUGAAGAAUCAUUGGAACACGAAGCUGAAGAAGAAGCUGUCGGGGAUGGGAAUAGACCCGGUGACUCACAAGCCGUUUUCUCACCUGAUAUCUGAGAUCGCCACCACGCUAGCGCCGCCGCAAGUGCCGCACUUAGCGGAGGCGGCGCUGGGGUGUUUCAAGGACGAGAUGCUGCACCUCCUCACCAAGAAGCGCAUUGGCUUCCAGCUUCAUCCGGUGGGCCCCGCCGCGCCGGUCAAACACGAGGACAAAGACGAGACCAUUGAGAAGAUCAAGUACGGGCUGUCCCGGGCGAUUAAGGAGCCGCCGGUUGAUCAAAUGCUCCCCGCCGCCGGAAAUAUUAACAAACCUUGGGAUAAUCACGCCGGAGCCACGUCAUCCAACCUCGGGGAAACCAGCAGCGGUUUUCCCACGUCCGAUCAUCAUCAUGAUCACGAUCACCAUCACCAUCACCACCAUCAUCACGGCGGCUUUCAGUACAGCCUUCCGUGUCUGAUGCACGAAGGCGAGGACGGGUCACCGUGGAACCAGAGCAUGUGCACCGGAAGCACGUGCACGCCGGGGGAGCAACAGGGGCGGCUGCAUGACAAAGCGGUGGAGGAUGAAAACGGGGAGUGUUCCGAGGGCGGAAAACGCACAACCACCACUGACGCGCCGCCGCCCAGCAUUUUCAACUCCGACUGUGUCUUGUGGGAUAUUUCGUCUGAAGAUCUCAUCAACCCUAUGGUUUAAACCCUAACUCUCAAGUUACAUCAUAUCAUAUCAAUGAAUUGAAACCUCCAUUAACGCAAGCCCAGAAGCUACACCGGCAUCAAUAACAUAUAUAUCGCCGCUGCAAGCUAAGGCGUGAUUCUAUUCUUGUAGCAAUUUAUUUGCAUUCUUCAGAAUAUCUCAUAUUUUUCAAAUGUUCACUCAAUAAAUAAAAUUCAUAAGAAUUUCUACAA